Molecule: messenger RNA, 3480 nt
Organism: Metopolophium dirhodum (rose-grain aphid)
Lineage: Eukaryota; Metazoa; Arthropoda; Insecta; Hemiptera; Aphididae
Exons: 2
Coding region: 403-2817 (804 amino acids)
Source: RefSeq, a predicted model, not a curated record
UAAAAUGUAUCAUAGACUUAACCAUAUUAUUAUAGUGACUUAAUCUAUGACCGAAGUCCACUACAACCCUACUAUACAGCAGAGCGAGUUCCCGGUUUUUUUUUUAAAUUAACUUCUACAUUUUUAGUAUGGUGUAAAUAUUACGAACAUUUUAAUGAUUAACAAGAUAUAUAAUUAAUUGUGGUUUAGUUUUAUAUAUACGUAUAUACUUUUAAUUUAUCCAGAGAGCACAGUGAUCAAACUUCUUCAAAUACACAAAUUUCAGUCUCACCUGUACCUGUUGAUGUAGUUCCAAAUCCUGCUCUAACUGAAAAUUGUACACCUGCUAUUUCCCAAGCUGCAAAAGUCUCUUUUUCAUUAUCUCAAGAUGAUGUUAACCUAGCCCAACCAUUAGCUACGUCUAUGGAAUAUGACGUAAAUUCUGAUGUUGAUACGCACAAGCUAGAAACAAGUAUUUCACCUAUCAAGAAUCAUGAACACACUAUAGUUGGACGACGAAUUUUAGAUUUAGCUUAUAUAUGUCAACAAAUUAAAGAAAAAGAUAAUCACGACCCAUACGGUUGCUCAUUUAAGGACAUGGUUUGUGUCAAUGAAAAAAAAAUUGGUUUAAAAUCAUCUUUUGCAUUUAAAUGCAAUUUUUGUCUGAAAACAUAUACAAUUGACUCGGAAAGUUCAGAAGCGAAUAUGACGGAUAUAAAUAUUGCUGCAGUAGCUGGUAUAAUGAAUGUGGGUGGAGGAUUUAGUCAGCUUCAAACUAUGACCGCUUCUUUGGAAAUACCUCCCUUAAGUCAGUUUGUGUACAAUAAGUCACAUGAUAUAGUUUGCAAAUCAUUUAAUGAAUGUGCUCUUAAAGAAAUGGAGGCAGCUGCAAAAGAAGAAGCUCAACUAGCCGUAAGUGCCGGAGACAUAGAUACUGACGGAACUCCCCUUAUUUCAGUAGUUGCAGAUGGAUCCUGGUGCAAACGGUCUUACAGGUCAACUUACAAUUCAUUAUCAGGCGCUGCUGCAAUAAUUGGGUAUAGAACGAAAAAAGUUUUAUUUUUGGGAGUAAAAAAUAAAUACUGUUCAAUCUGUAUUCGUUCUGGUCUUGGUUCAAAAGAAGUUAAAGAACAUUGUUGCACUAAAAAUUGGUCGGAUAAAAAUGGAUCGUCGGGUAUGGAAGCAGCUGUAAUAGUUGAAGGUUUUAAACAAAGUGAACCUAUGUAUGGUAUAAGGUAUCAAAAAUUGAUAGCCGAUGGAGACUCAAGCGUAUACAAAAAAAUUUUAGAAGCAAGGCCUUAUAAAAAUUUAACUGUACAAAAAGUUGAAUGCCGUAACCACCUUCUUCGUAAUUUUUGUAACAAACUUAGAGAUAUAACUACGAAAAAACAAGCAGGUCAAUUAGCUCAUAGAAAAUUGUUAUCACGUAAUAUUCUACGAAUGCGAAAAGGUAUAGUGAAAGCUAUUGAAUAUAGAAAAAAAGAAAAUUCAGUUAUAGGACUCAGAAAUGAUAUUUUAAAUGUUGUCAAUCAUGUUUUCGGUGAUCAUAGUAGUUGCUCAAAAUAUUUUUGUGACAUAACCGACGAUAAUAAUUCAAACGAUAUUAAUUACAUGGAAAAAAUUUUUAGUACAGAUAGAGUGUUUAUAGAUAGCGUAAUGCAACCUAUUAGGUAUCUUGCUAGACAUACUUCAAGCUUGAUACUGAAUGUUGACAGCAAUAUAGUUGAAUCUUUUAAUGCCAUUAUUGCAAAACUUAUAGGAGGGAAAAGAGUGAAUUUUGCUCUAAAAGGGUCAUACGCUGGACGUUGUGCGAUUGCUACAGUUACUAAAAAUUCUAAAAGACCUUUUUAUUCUUUGCACAAGACAAUUUUAAAAAAUAGUCCCUUUAAAAAAUUGCCAUCAGUGAAAAUGGAAAUAACACGACGAGAUAAUCAAUUUCGUCAAAAUAAUCGCUUGACGAAAAAUAAAAGGUUUAAAAAAAAAUUAUUUGGUGUGAAUGACUCAAAUGCUUCAUAUGGAGAAAAUUCAAUGAAACCAGAUAUGAAUGAAAAUGAAUAUAAUAUAGAAAAAUUGGAAGUCAUUGAGUCCAUGAAAAAAAUUGCUGCACAAAGAGAGGUAAUAGAAAGACAAACUGUUAACCAAAGUUCUUGUCAGAAUUGGUUGGACAUUAGGCGUAAAUUACUUACUGCUUCAAACUUUGGAAGCAUAAUUAACCGUCGUCCAGACACGGGUUGUGAAAAUCUAAUAAAAAAUUUAAUUUAUACUAGUGAUGUUGAUACAAUAGCAAUGGAGUAUGGAAGAAAUCAUGAAAAUGAAGCUAAAAUUUGUUUAGAAAAUUUACUAAGUAUAAAAAUAAGAGAGUGUGGAUUGUUCAUUGAUGAGUUUAAUUAUUUCAUUGGAGCAACUCCAGAUGGAUUAAUUGAUGAAGAUGGCUUGGUCGAAAUAAAAUGUCCUCAAUCAGCUGCAGAUCUGACUCCCGAAGAAGGAAUUGAAAAAAAAAAAAUUAGCUGUUGGAAAAAAACUAAUAAUGGGACCACUUAUGAAAUUAAAAAAAAUCAUAAGUGGUAUUACCAAGUACAGGGACAGUUAAAUGUUUGUCAAAGGGAUUAUUGUAUUCUCGCCGUGUGGACAAAAAAAGGAAUGAAGUAUGAAAUAAUUAAAAGGGACAUUCAUUUUUGGACUACUAUCAUGUUGCCGAAACUUCAAAAUUUUUUUUUCAAUUGCUUUUUGCCGGAAUUGGUCGACCCGAGGCACUCACGUAGUAUGCCAAUACGGAAUCCAGAGUACAUAAUUAGAGCACAAGAAGAAAAAAAAAAUAAACGUUUAAAGCUUCUUUAAUAUUUUGUUUUAAGUAAUAUUGAGUUUUGUUAAAGUAUAUAGUUUAAGUAUAUACAAAUAUUAAGUUUUUUUUUACAAUGUACCUUAACAUAUUAUGAAAUCGUCUAUACGUUAAAAUAAAAUAAAAAUAUUAUUUAUAUAUUCGUUUAUGAUUUAUUGUCUUACUUAUAUAUACACAUAUACAUUACAAACAUAAAUUAAUAUAAUUAAUGACUAAGGGACAUUCGUAUUGCCGGUUGUACUAGGUUUCUACUAAAUGCUAUUCACUGACGACUGACCGUGAGAGGUGGAACAUUUAAAUUAUUAUAUCCCCAAAAUACCUAUUGAUUUGCAUAGUAAUAAUAUUGGAAUACAAGCGUAUAUAAUAAUAGGUCAAUAAAAGUAUAAUAGGUUAUGCGUCUGUAAAAAUAAAAUUACCAAAGCGUAUGCGAAGCGUACCGUAAAUUAUUAAAUAAAUCGAACGUUGCGUCGCGCUUGAAUUGUGUAGUCAAUACGAGUAGUAUUGAGAGAAUGAUGCGCCGCUCCCGGAGACGGUUUCAAUCACUCGCUCACGCGUCGGUAAGCGACCGAAGUGGGCGUGGUAUAAAGCAUUGCGUGAGAGGUUUUACGACAUCUAGUGAGCGUUGUUACGUUUUAGUUUUACUGUCGAAGACCCUUAAGUAG